Messenger RNA from Lathyrus sativus (Indian pea), 384 nucleotides. The record is from the annotation of a GenBank genome assembly. NCBI's taxonomy places the organism in Eukaryota, Viridiplantae, Streptophyta, Magnoliopsida, Fabales, Fabaceae.
AUGAACUCUGGUUGCAUACCGAACUGCAUCAACGAUGCACGUGACCCACGUGUUCCGGUGAGAGGUAGCUACGUGAACCUCUACAAAUGGCCGGAAUCAGAUGCUGCUUUCGUGAGGUCAGUGAGUUCCGGCAGAGAGCAUCCGAGGGUGGUGGAUAGCAUCUCUUGCAGACAAUUGUAUCUGAGAAGCUACACAUUUUGCAGAGAAGAUGAGAAGAAGAAGAAAGUGAAGGUGAAAGCGAAGAAACGUGUGGUUGUUAAGAAGAAAAGUUUGGGUUGGAAGAAAGAUAAAAAGAGUUCUUGCUCUGUUUUGUUUGGGAUUUUUCGAAGGUUUUUGUCUUGCUGUGCUAGUGUUGAUGUGGUGGAUGAAAAUUAUCAGUUUUAA